CGGCGGGCAGGACUACACAUGGCACCGGCGUACUAAGGCGAUGCAGAAUGAUAUAGUGGUCCAUUGGUGUGUUCUCUUCCGCACGAACAAAUUGGACAUGCCCUUUCCAUCCAACGAGUGACAGAAGUCAAAUCCAACUAUCAUAGGCACAAACUUGCACCGACAAAAACAGAACCAGAACCAGAAAACAGGACCAGAAAACUGAAGUAGAAGCAGAGAAACCCCCUCUCACGAGUCACAAUCGCCAACAUGUACAUACUUCAUGCAUAUGUACAUAACUACAGGAGCCCUUUCAUCCCCCCAAACCCCGCAGCCCAAAAUCCCACAGCACCAAAACCCCCGCAAUACCAAAAAACCCCGCAGUAUGCAUACCAAACCCCAAAACCCAAAAUCCUCACAAACGCCUACCCACCCCACCUGGGUCCACCCCUCCCACUCUCCAGAAAGUCAUUAAUAUUCCUAAUCCUCUCCACCUCCAACUCCCUUUCCCUCUCAGCCCUAACCUGCCUCUUCGCCAUCCUCGUCUUUCUCGGGUGGACGACUGCGCGCGCGAGCUCGCGCAUCAGCACUCGCUUGCUCUUUCGUCUUGGUGGCUGCGUGAAUGUGGACUGUGUAGAUGUGGACUGUGUGGACUGCGUGCAUUGGGAAGGUGGCAGAAGUAGGCUUUCGCUGUCGGAGAUGGAUGAGUCCGCGAAUGGAUCUGAGGCGGCGUUGUUGCGGUUGUUGUUGCGGCUGGUGAAGGAGGGGUAGCGUUUUGAAAACAUCGUGGAUGGGGAGGUGGGGUGAUGUGAGGGGGAUGUGAGAUUGUACGGUAUGAUGAUAGGGGCGUAACUAUGUUCUGUGCCAAGGUCCUACGUAUGAUAUAACGUAUG
Tricharina praecox is the source of this 872-nucleotide messenger RNA. RefSeq lists its product as uncharacterized. The transcript has a single exon. Bases 250 to 750 code for a protein of 166 amino acids. Lineage: Eukaryota; Fungi; Ascomycota; Pezizomycetes; Pezizales; Pyronemataceae. The record is from RefSeq and is a predicted model, not a curated record.